This is a messenger RNA of Megalopta genalis, 8520 nucleotides long. RefSeq lists its product as uncharacterized. Gene Ontology annotation, biological process: regulation of transcription by RNA polymerase II. The record is from RefSeq and is a predicted model, not a curated record. Lineage: Eukaryota; Metazoa; Arthropoda; Insecta; Hymenoptera; Halictidae. Gene Ontology annotation, cellular component: nucleus. Gene Ontology annotation, molecular function: DNA-binding transcription factor activity, RNA polymerase II-specific; sequence-specific DNA binding.
UUUCAAUUUUUUCAUUCGAUUAUAUACUACGUUUAUUCGCAACUUCUCCUUAAACACAUUAUUUUUUAGAAUUUUCAAAUUCACGACUAGUUUAUUUUUGCGAAUAUGUAUAAAUAUAUUCACCGAAAGUCAUUCGACUAUCGUCACAGUAAACACAUGUAUUAGAUGAACUGGCCUUUUCUUUUUACAACAAUGUAAAUUGUAAACGUGAUACGUUCAUAAUACGUGCUUAUCUUAACUUGCAAAAUUCAAGUCUUAUAGGCGCCAUAAUUCUGUGCUUAGACUUUAUUUAAAUAUUUAAUUUUUUUCUUGGUAAGAAUAAGAUCAAUUCUGAAGAGGCUCGCUGAUAUAAUAAUAUUUCUAACAUAUAAAUAAUAAAAACGUACAUAUGCAUAUAUGUAUAUAGAAAAACAAAUAUUAAUACAUACAUAAAACUGACUCAUCUUCGCGACGCAAUGCGCAUGCUCGAACACGCUUGCGAGAUGUCGCUAAUGGCUGCUAUGCAAUGCGUAGCGUCAGGUUUCGUUGGGUUUCGUUACGUGCGCCGUGCGCUUCGCAUAAGAAUAACGGUGAUUUAUGUGUUCGCAAUAUAUAAAAGUUAAUUAUUAUGAGGAACGCUCCACAUUAGUAUAAAUAUUCCAAAUAAUACGAAGGCUAAUAAGUUAUUGUUGAAAUACCGUUAUAAUUUAUCUGGUUACGAAGACUUGAUUCUCAUUUCGACGAAGCAAUGAUGAAUACUAAUGAAGAACUGAUGAGCACAGAUUUGAAUGCACUUGAUUGUUCGUCUAAAGAUACAAUGGAUAUAGAAUCAGCGAUACAAAAUCCUAAAAAUCUUAGACGUCGAAGAUUACGAUAUAAAUUAUAUGAAUUAAAAAAGAAUUCUGGACUUGAAAGUGUGAAUCAGUUACCAAAUGGAAGUAAUUAUUUAAGUGAAUUCUGCAAAUUAGUGUGUAAACCAGUGUCCGUGAGACUCAGAAGAUUAACAGACUCAGACUUGAAGAAACUGACUACAAAAGUGUCAUCUAAAAUUCCAUCUGUUAGAAGGGCUCCGUUGGAUAGAUCACUUUAUAAGUUUUAUGGAUAUAAAACAAAAAAAAGGAAAAAUACUAUUAGUAUAGAAGAACACGGUAAACAAAUCCAGAAAAGAAUAAAGAGUAAUAAAAUUAAUAAAAAUGUAGAUAAUAGUGUUGAUGAGAAUGUACAGAAAAAUGUUAAGAAAAAAGUAGCACGAAAUAGACCUAAGCGUUUAUAUAAAAAACGUCAGUUAAAUAAUACAGUGACUUCCAAAGUACAAAAAUCUAGCAACCAUGAACAACGUAAAGAAGAUUUAUUUAAAACUAUUAAGCAGCCAAUUAUAGCAUUAAAUAGAAUAGAUGAAGUAAUUAAUAAGUUAGCACAAUCAUUUGCAAGAGUAACUUCGAAUAAACAAUGCUAUACAUUGGAACAGCCAGCAGUCAAACAAUAUAUAGCUGUGACUCAAACUGAGGAAAUUGGGUUGAUGUCAGAACCUUUAUUGAUAAGCACCAAUGAGAAUGAUUGUCUUCAGAAUGACGAAGUUGCUGAUAAUAUUAGUGAAACAGACAGUGAUGACAUAUCCCAAAUUAAAAGCAAAUUUAAAAGGAAAAAGAGAAUCUUUGAUGAUUCCAAUAGUGAUGAAUCUGAUAAUGAUGUAUGGUAUGAAACGAAAAAAUUAAAAUUGUGUUUGUCAAAGAAGGAAACUGCAACGACUUCCGAUAAAUAUAUUGAAGAGAAAGAAAAUAUUAACACUUUUAAUCUAACAUCUAAAGACUUAACAUUUCAGGCUGGAACAUCUCGAGAAUCAAAUGUUUCUUGUAAAUUAAAUGUACUUCCUAGCGAAGAAAAUAUAGAAGCAGACACUGCAAAAGGAAAAUCACUUGUUGAUAAUGGAAAAGUAAAUGUUGAGAAUAAUGAAGUAAAUAUUGAGGAAGGAGAUCUGGAUAUUCGGAAUGCAGAAAUAAGUAACAGGAAAGAAGGAAUGGAUCUUGAGAACUUAAAAGUUGUUGAAGUGCAGGAAAAAGUAAAUGAUGAAAAUGAACAUGUGGAUGUUGAAAAUGAAGAUAUUGAUGUUGAAAAUGAAGGUAUAGGUGUCGACAACAAAGGUAUAGAUGUCGAAAACGAAGGUAUAGAUGUCGAAAACGAAGGUGUAGAUAUUGAAAACAAAGGUGUAGAUGUCGAAAAUGAAGGUAUAGAUGUCGAAAACGAAGGUGUAGAUGUCGAAAACGAAGGUGUAGAUGUCGAAAAUGAAGGUGUAGAUGUCGAAAACGAAGGUGUAGAUGUCGAAAGCAAAGGUGUAAAUGUUGAAAAUGAAGGAAUAAAUGUCAAAAACAAAGGUGCGGAUGUUCAAAAUCAAGGUGUAGGUGUUAAAAAUGAAGAUGUAGAUGUUGAGAAAGGAGAUCUAGACAUUCAAAAUGUAAAAGCAAAUAACAGAAACGAAGAAAUGGAUCUUGAGAACAUAAAGGAUGUUGAAGUACAGGAGGAAGUUGAUGUUGAAAAUGAAGAAGCAGGUGUUCAAAGUCAACAAGUUGAUGUUAAGACUGAAAAUGGAAAGUAUAAUUUGGAUGUAUCAAAGAAUGAAAUUCAAGAAAGUAUUGAGAGCCCCACAGAAGACUCUGUUUCCAGCUUGUUAUCUUCAGAACUACAUUUUGAGCAUACUCCAAAAUGUAGUACAUGUUCUGUAGAUGAAUUCGUUUAUACAAAUUCAGAGAUGGAGCAACAUAUACUGAAACCACUAUUAUCUGAAAAUCAGUUAAUACAAAAAUACAAGUUGUAUAAACAGCCGAAGAUUUUAUUGGUGGAUUGUCAACGUAUCAAAAAACCAUCUGGUAAUACAUGUUCAGACAUGAAAGUUGAAAAACUAACUGAGAAGAACAUAAAUAUUUUACCAAAUUGUAAUUUUACACAUAUGACUAAAAAUUAUCUAAUUUCAGGCAUGUCUUGUUUAAAGAAUAUGAUUAUUAAAUCAAAACUUGACAAACCUGUUUGUUCACACAAGAUUAUAAGAGGGAGGAAAGGAAGUGUAGAAAGAGAACAUGUUUCUAGUAAAUCCAUGACCUCAAAGAAAGGGAAAAUAUACAAAAUGAUAUCCGACAGCAUCAUUGGACAUGGUAUUGUAUCUUCACAUCUUCCAAAACAAUCUAUCAAAGAAUUAGACACACUCUCUUCUACUGCUCCACAAAAGCCUAGUAAAUUAUUCCUUAAAUCCACAGAAAGUACAGCUAAGAAAGCAAAAUUUAAUACUUCUGAAACUAUUGACAUAAAAACUAAUGUUGCAAAACAACUUCAUGUUUUAGGUCACACAAGUUCUCCAAACAUAGAUCAAUUGGAAGAUAUAAGCAUUGGCAAUCAUAAGACAGAUGGAGAGAAAGCCAUGUUGUUAUGGGUUCCCAUAACUUCCCCAACAAAACAUAAAAAACUUGCAGAGAAGAAAGAUACUAUCAAACCGAAGGAAGUUUCCAGUACUUAUAAAUGCAUUGUUUGUGAUCUUUUCUUCGAGGAUUAUUCUGUUUUGCAACAACAUUUAAGUACGCACACAAAGCAAACCAUGCAAAGUCAGCAAAAGGCUAUAGUUACAGAGAAGCAUGCUGAUGCUAAAGAAAAAUCACAAUCUCAACUUUCCACACUAGAAAGAAGAGACCUACAACAGUUUCUUAUUGAAGAUAGCACUUCUCAAGUUGCAUCUUCAUGUAGCCCAUGCAUCAAUGCAGAUCAAAAAGAGUCGCAGCACAUAAGUCCACAGAAAAAAAUAAAGGACGCGAAAUCUAAACAGAGUUUGUCAAAGAAGCACAAACUUUGUAAACCGUCUAAACUGACGAACGAGUGUAGCGUAUGUUUCCAUGAGUUUGCAACAAGAGCAGAUUUGGCAGCUCAUAUUUUCUUGCACACGGAAACUGAACUGAAAGAAGCAUAUAAAGUUGCAAAACUAAAUUUGCAGAAGAAUGACAUUAAGAUUGCAGCAUCAGAAACUCAGAAGACAAAGGAUUGUGUGGCAAAAUCUACUCAUUCAGUUGAAAAAUCUUCAAUGAACUCCAAUGAGAGCAACACAAGUAGUAGUUUAGAAGCAUCAACUAUGCAAAAAUGCAUGGAACAUGUACCAAAAGAUGUUAAAUUUAUAGAUGAAAAACUAAAUGACAUUCCAAAAAUAUGCAAAUUAACCCAUGGAGAAAGUAAUUCUAAUGGUCAAACUUCGUCUGUGACAAAUAAUGUAGCUAAAGUAAAAACGAGUAAAAAAAGCGGGACGAAUAAAACAUUGUUUACAAUAUGUCAGUGCCAUAACACAGCAGACACCAACUUUAGUUGUUUACAAAUUGAGAUAGUUCUCCUAUGUCACACUUGUGGAGUAUUAUUUCGAAGCAUGGAGUGUUUCGAGACUCAUUAUCGUCUUCCUGAGUAUUCGGCUUGUAAUCAGAAUCGGCCAGAGAGCGGUCGAUCUCCAAAUUUAUUCUGUGCUACCUGCGGAAUGAUAUUUAGCUCGGUUCAAGAUGUGCGUCAACAUCUAGAGAUACAUGUACGUUAUAAGAAAGACUGCACAAUGGACUUUCGUUGCAACAUUUGCAAAGUGAUGUUCAUUGGAAUCGGACCUCUCUUUUAUCGUCAUUGGUUAAACCAUACAAAGGAUCCAUUCUGGGUAGCCAGUGAACAAUCAUUUCCCAAAAUUUCUGUGUUGAACUUAAAAUCCAAGAAGCUGGGUGUAGCAUCUAAUCCAGGUGAAUUUGUUAUCUAUAAAUGGCUAGACAAUUACAUUCAUGUUGCAGAACAUGUUUGUUUGAACUGCAAAAUGGCUUUCAAUAAAGAAGACCACUUAAAGGAACACGAACAGAAUUGUAAAGCAGUUAGUGUGUUAAAAAGUCCGAAUGCGAAGUCCAAUGUUACUACAGACGUGAUGCUACUAAAGUUGCAUUUUAUUUGUAGUCUCUGUGAUAGCACUAUUCCAAACAAAGCAAAGUUGUAUGCACAUAUGAAGAACACGCAUAAAUUCGCCACAGAUCCCCAAUUUGUAUGUGUGUCCCUUACAAAUAUGGCGAAAACGUUCAUUUGCAAUGUUUGUAUGGCGAUCAGUGCAAAUAUCGAUAAGUUCAACGAGCACUGGUUCGAUCACUAUGUGAGCCAACCAUGUUUCGAUUGUCCAUAUUGUGAGAAAACUAGCGAGAGCUUGGAUACUUUCAAAAGACACAUCAAGGAGCAUGUGACAACACCAAAUGACGACAUAAUUACGAUAUCUUGUAAGGUACACUAUCGCAAAGUUAAAUACCAUUGCAAACCAUGCUAUAUUGGUUUCAACUCAGAGAAAUUGUUAAACGAGCACAAUGUUAUACAUAACACAAGUAGUAUAAAUAAUGGAAAUAGUAACGAAGCGACGACUCCGGAGAAUUCUAGAUUAUGUGAAAAACUGAUAGAUAAGGUAUCUGCUAAGGAAGAAAAAGACACAGGGGAAGAAGCUGAUAAAGGUGAUCAAUCGACAGAGGAUCAGGCUGUUAAAGAAGAUCACGUAUCAGAGGAUCAGAUCGACAAAGAAGAUCAAGCUACGAAAGAGAAGACUGAUACAAGAAAUCAAGUAACACAGGAACAAACUACACAGUGUUCAAAGUCUAAGGCUGACAUUGAAAAGGAGAGAUUAAUCAAUAUAUUGGAAGGCAACGAGGAGGAAGACUCCGAAAAUGAGUUGGUAAUAGACUUGGCAGAUCGUACAGAGUUACAGAACGAGUUAGCAGUAACAGACAGAUCUAAAGAAAAGCAAGUUGUAACUACCGGCACGGUAGGUACGUUAAACCCUGCUUCACAAUCUACUCCACCUCCAAACAGACCAAUGGAGGCAAACAAUUCAAAAAGGCAUGGAUUUCUACGUGUGAAAAAAUUAGAAGAUCUUCUGGAAGAUGUAAGCUCCUUGCAUGAAUGCCAGGUGUGCAAGUAUAGUUAUGGAUCUGCUGAAGAACUUCAGCAACAUCUCUUGACUCACGCAGUUCAAGAACAAGCGAAAGUAUCUUCUGAGGAGGCUUCCCAGCAACUUGCAAUAUCCACCGAACAGAAAAAGCCUCUGCAGAAUGAAGGGAGACUUACAGUGACUGCACGGACUGUCCAGAUUCCAGUCAUGUCCAAUCUCUAUCCGGGAACAGCGACCAACGUGAAAUUGUUAACUGCCAAGCAUAAUUCUCCUGUUUCUUCUUCACAGGCUUCCGUAAAAACGGCGUACCAUAAGAAUCUGCCGGCUUGCAAUAUUGUUCGUAAAUUAACUGUACCACGUUCCAGUAACCAAACGAGUGGUAAGGUUUCCACGGCAGUGGAAAGAGGUUCUUCCAAUGCGCAGAGUCUUCAAACGGCGCUCAGAGUUGAUUCUAAUACUGGAAACCAGCAGGGUAAAACGAAUUCGUAUAUACCUUAUAGAAUGAAUGUCCCCGUAAGGGCGAACAUAGCUACUGCUAUGAGCAAGAACAAGUACCUGAAUCAACAAGCAGGUUACAAAACUUAUCCUAAGCCCACCCCACCACCCGUCUCGACUGUAUACACGUAUUCCCAAGACGAAAAUGGAAAGAUCGAAGUCGCUGCAAGUCAUAGCAUCGGUAGUGCUGUAGCGAACAACAAUGCGAACUACGACAAUGCGAACUACACGAACGGCGCCCACAACUAUAUCCAGACCUCGCACAGCGUUCAGAACCAAGCCACGACGAAUAAUUCUCCCACAACGAUGUAUUAUUAUUAUCCCAAUUCUAAUACUGCUUACGCUGGGAAUGCUCAGGGGCCCGUACAUACUCAGCAAAUGGUGCAGCAGGUACCCAAUCAUACACUAGCGAGAAACGUACCACCUUCUUUUUAUUGUAAGAAUCCUACAUCAGGUGGUAUGUCGAUAGUAAUCAAUCAAAAUGCGCCCACCGUGCAAGGUUUGCCAGCAGUGGACGUGAGACAGCAACAAGAACACCAACAACAUAUGUAUCAGCCAGUUUAUAGCAAUCCAGUGGUUUCGGUAGACCCUUAUGUAGCGCAGUCACAGAAAAUUCUUGAUUACACCGGAACCAAUGAGAUUUAUCAGGCAACACCGAAUGAGUACACAGAGCCGGUCAAUGAAAAUGUUUCCAGCUGCAAUGCGUCGAUGCAAACCGUAUCAACCAAUUUUUGCGCCUACUGUCCACUAGCCAUUUCGUUUGUGAGUCAAGACUCAUUCGAUAGACAUAUGAGCGUUUACCAUAAUUUUGUUUGCGAGAUUUGCGCUUCGUCGUUCUACCGUAUCGAGGACUUGAGGGUCCAUAACAUGAAACACGUGUUGAACUGAACAAAAGUAGUAUAUCGCUAGUUCCACCGAUUAUUGUUAAGAAUAACGUUUAGAGGCGCUGCGUUUCCAAACAGUUUUGCCAUUACAUUAAUAAUAUUGUUACUACGACAUUACUAGGAAAGAUUUCGUGUAACACACAUCCGUAUGGAGAAAUGUUACAGAAUGUUUACGCAUUUUAUUUUUGACACCUUAAAUACCAAGGACAUAUUGUUAAUGAUAUUUUUUAUGAAUAGUUUAUCGCUAAACUACAAGGACUAUGUCGGCUUAGAAUGUCCUCAGUUUAAUAUAUGUAUUAUGCCGAAGUAUGGUUUUAGUAACAUCAAAAUUAAGAUAUAAGGUUUUCGUUUCGUCGUAUCGAUUCAAGACGUAUGUUCACAUUCUUUAUCGGUUCUCAUUACUUCAUAUUCUUAAUAGAACAUUUCAUUUCAAAGUAAUUGUAAAUAUGUAGUCUAUUUAUAUUUAGUUUUAUACACAUUCAAAGUUUUUAUACUCAAAAGGUACACGUUGAAAAAAGUUAUUUAAUCAUGUCGUGUUCGUAGUUUUCUUCGCCAAGAAUUUUUAAUGAAUUUCGUAUGUAGCAUCUAUAAUUAGAUCCAUCGUUUUGUCUAUAUAAUUCCAUUAUAUGUAUUAUAGAAACUUUGACAGGUUACUAUCCUUCUUUGAUCGAGGAGCAUCUGUUUUGUACGAUAAAUAUUUUUUGACUAAAAAUAUUUAUUUUUGGUCGAGAAAGUUUGUAAUCCUCCUUCCUUUUUAAACACUUCUAUCGCUAGUGUGUAAUAUGCGCCGGUUGAUCGUAUCACUGUCGGGGCUGUCAAACUACGUACUACUGUCCAACAUUUCGGAAUGCAUAAUUUCCUUUGAAAAUAAUUCUUAGGAUAUGAAUGAAUAGACCCGACAAUGUGGUACGAUUUACCGAGAGAAGUUUGAUGCAUCGAUUAAUGAGCAACAUUAAAAAGUGAAAAAAAAAGUUUUAUAAAAGAAUCUCUGAGAAAGUUGAUCGUUUGGAGAUUUCGAAGUAUGUAGUUCUUGCGUAUAUGUAGGUACAUCUGAAAAUAUAUUUGUAAAAUGAAAAUAUUCUAUAGUGUUCUUUGCUGCCGUUCUCACGUAGUCAUAAGCAAGUAAUUCAUAUUUUAAGCUGCAAUAUUUGCGUCGAAGAAUACUGAUUUAUACGAUCGUUUAGAGUUUUAGAGGUAAGUGGAAGGAUCGAAUGCGAUUAAAAGUAAAGCAAACACUGUCUA